Dovyalis caffra is the source of this 1533-nucleotide messenger RNA. The record is from the annotation of a GenBank genome assembly. Lineage: Eukaryota; Viridiplantae; Streptophyta; Magnoliopsida; Malpighiales; Salicaceae.
AUGCCAUUAUUAAAGAAAAAGGCGUUUACUUUUUUGGAACCGCCUAAGGAUUUGGAGCCUAAUGAGCUUGUAUACCAAGUUCGGUUCACAAAAGAGAUAUUCCGAAAUUAUGACCAAAUGGGUAUUACUAGUAGUUUGUCCUCCUUAGUUUGGAUUAGGGUGUACUUGAACCAGAUAAAGGGUCAAAAGAGAUAUUCCAAGGUUAUGGGUUUCCUUAGUUUGAAUUCUCAAAGGGCUUUUAGGUAUUGGUAUCUUCGAAUUUGGACAUGUAAGGUUAGUGGAAAAGGUAACUUGACUUGUGAAGAGGCAUUGGUGUCUGAAAAACAUGCAACUGAGAAGGUUCCAGAGAUACCCAAAGAACUCAUGCCCCUUGCACUGCGCACCAUUCAAUUUAUAAUUGAUCACUUUGCUGAUGCUUUUACUAUAUUGAUUUCUUUUGGACCCUCAAAUGCUCCAUGUAUGCUUUCAUUGAAAGAUCUUGCAGACACGAUAGCAGCAAUGUUGCAGGAACAUUUGUUUACAGGAGCUGAAUUGCUUGGAAAGAGAAAGAAAGGUGAUCUCUGCACUUGCAAGAUAUUGAAGGUUCUGGAGGAGAGUACUGUUAAAACUAAAUAUGAGGUAGCGUGGCUUGAUAGGAAUAAGAAAGUAACAGAAACUGCAGUAGUGAAUCGAGAUGAUCUGAUGUGGAAGAAAGCUCCUUUCAGUAGGAACAGUUUGAAGCCUUUUAUUCGGAAAUCUACAUACCGAAGUUUUCCUUGGGUGCUUCAUGACAAACUGGCAGAAAAAUAUCGAAUUUCAAGGAAUCCACCUCACGAUUUAAAAGGCAAAGUUCUUGUUGAGGAUGGAAUAGUCUAUAAUAAACGAAAGAAAGAUUCCAAGGACGUAGAAGAAUCUGGAAAACUUAAAAAGAAGAAAGUGGAAGGUGAGGAAGCUGGGAAAGAAGAUAAUCAACAAAAGGAAGAGCCUAUCAAGUAUCCAAUUGAUGAUCUUUUGGUGCAACCUGGAACAGAUGAUCCUGUCUUUACAGUCCGCCCUUUGCCUUCAAGGGAUUUUAAUGUUCCAAUGGCUUGUGUUGGGGAUCUUCUAAUGGUUUGGGAUUUUUGCUCCUCCUUUAGUAGGCUGUUGCACUUGUCGCUGUUCUCUCUUGCAGAUUUUGAAAAUGCCAUUCGCCAUAAGGGAAGUAAUGUGAAUCUAAUUGUCGAAACACAUUCUUCUCUUCUUCGGUUACUAAAAGGUGACAAAGAUGAAUAUUUUUCAGCUGUUCAGAAAAGAAGCCGAGCAUUGAAGAUAACAUUAACUAAUUGGACAGACUAUCUAUGUGAUUUCAUAGAGAUUAUCAACAUUGGUGAUUUUUCCACUCACAUAUCAACAAUUAAGCGGGGGCACUAUGGCCUUUUAGAUGCUGAAGUCAAAUUAGGAAUUUUAAGAGAAUUGGUUAAUCAAGCCCUUGAAACAGAUAUUGUUAGGGAGAAGUUGGCUGAAUAUGUUGAAGAGCGGCAUGUACUCUUAGCAACAAAGAGGGGGAAGCAGUGA